This is a messenger RNA of Daldinia decipiens, 1967 nucleotides long. Its product is annotated as NAD-dependent deacetylase sirtuin-2. The coding region runs from base 106 to 1428 and encodes 440 amino acids. The record is from RefSeq and is a predicted model, not a curated record. The transcript has 2 exons. Lineage: Eukaryota; Fungi; Ascomycota; Sordariomycetes; Xylariales; Hypoxylaceae. Gene Ontology annotation, molecular function: NAD+ binding; histone deacetylase activity, NAD-dependent.
AAAAAAAAAAAAAAAAAAAAAAAGAAUUGACCACUACUCAACAUAGGUCGUAGAAAGAGACCCCGCCAUCAAAAAGGCCAAAAACCGUACCCGCGGUCAAGAAAAAUGGGUCAGGAGUCUUCGCAUCUCAUCGACCCGGACACACCGCCAGAGACAUUAUCGGAGCGCAGUCUUCGCGCUGUCGCACAGCUUAUCAAAGAUGGCGGCGCAAAAAAUAUCGUUGUUAUGACCGGCGCCGGUAUCUCUACCGCGGCUGGAAUACCCGACUUUCGCUCCCCUAAGACGGGGCUAUAUCACAAUCUUUCUCGCUUCAACCUCCCGCAUCCGGAGGCUGUCUUCGAGAUCGAUUUCUUCCGCACUAACCCGGAGCCUUUCUACCUGUUGGCGAAAGAGCUUUACCCCGGAAACUUUAGCCCGACAGUCUCACAUGCAUUUAUCGCCCUACUUGCUAAAAAGGGUCUUCUCCGCAUGCUUUUCACCCAGAACAUAGAUUGCUUAGAGCGCGUUUCUGGUGUGCCUUCCGAGAAAAUCGUUGAGGCUCAUGGCAGUUUUGCUACGCAGCGCUGUAUCGACUGCCGUACUGAGUUCCCUGAUGACCUGAUGCGCGAGCACGUUAAGCGUGGCGAGACUCCACGAUGUAUCCGAAAGAACUGUGGGGGUCUUGUCAAGCCCGACAUCGUCUUCUUCGGCGAGCAGCUCCCUGAGACGUUUUAUAAUAACAUCUCGAUACCUAACACCGCAGACCUAAUGCUUGUCAUGGGCACCAGCUUGCUGGUACAUCCGUUCGCCGGUCUACCGCAACGGGCACGUGAAGGUGUGCCGCGCGUACUUAUCAACCGCGAUCGUGUAGGCGAUAUGGGCUCGCGUGCAGACGACGUCUUAGUCUUAGGGGACUGCGACUCCGGGAUCCGAAAGCUAGCGGAUGAGCUAGGAUGGGGCGAUGAACUAGAGGCGACAUGGAGAGCCGUAGUCGGGGAAAAGGAAGCAAACCGACAACUAUCCAAGACGGAGAAGGAGGAGGAGAUCCGCGACGAGCUUGAUCAGCUAGCCGAGGAUAUGGAUAAUAAGUUGGGCAUCUCCGAGGGCGACGACGACAAAUCCGAAGCUAACGUCGCGAAGCAGGGAGAGGGCACAACGACUGUUGGAACGCAUGGACCGGAUCGUGCUAAGGCAGGCAUUAAGAAGAGCCCUGCGCCUAGUGAUGCAGCACAGCUCGUGGACGACGGCGAGACGGUUCCGGCGAAGAGCGCUGAGAGAUUGGAUCGAGAGGAAGGCCAGAAAGAUGAGGGAAAGGAUGUGGAGGCGCGAGAGCAGGAUAACGCGAAGAUGAGUUAUGAGCCACUGCAGCCUACGAAGGAGAAGCCUGUUACGGUGGACGACAGUGUCAGGGCGGAGGACAAGGGCGGAGGUGAUAAGCCUGCGCUAUAAGCUCGCCUUUGGGUAUUUGGUGCGGUAUAUACCUACCUUGCAUACCUUACAAAUCAAAACCACAAGUCCGUAGCGGAAUCUUGUCACGGUCUCAUGUGUGAGUUGUCGGUUGUGGGUUAUGUAUAGAUUAUCGUCUAUAAAGACGGGCGGCCGGCCGGCCGUGUAUAGAUGUGAGAGACAAUAUAUACCCACCAGUGUUUUGAGAUACAGAUGAGGCGGGUUUGUGUUGCUCUUUAGUGUAGAGAUAUAUAUAAAUAUCGAUGUGUGAAUGAUACGAGUUGAAAGCGAUACUAAUACAACCGAGUGAGCUUACUAGGUGGUUUGCUACGUACCUCUAUGAAGCGAUUAGGUUACGUAUCUAGGUACCUAGGUAAGCAGGCAUUGGAUUAUAUUGUUUUCCUGCUGGGUAUCGGAGCAAGAGAGUUCAUAGUCGAUGGAUAGUACCUCCUAAUACUUGGGGAAAAGUUAUAGGAGAUACUACUUUUAGGAGGGCCGCAUCCUACGAGACUGUCAGUAACGAACGGUAACAUAAUCUACUC